AUGCUCUGCUCAAAGUCUCUUCCGACUCUUAGAGCACACAGUGUCACCGCUUUCGCCGGACGGUGUUACUCUACAACCUCGAUUCCGGCCGCAGGUCCUUCGUCUGCUGCACGAGACAGCCAACAUGACGAAGAUGAACUGAAGAGGAGGAGAAGGACGGAGUGGAAACGGAAACAAAAUGGCCAGUCCUUCCUAGACCACACCAUCGUUCACAUCCGCGCAGGGAAUGGUGGAAAUGGCUGUGUUGCCUUUCAUCGCGAACUUUACAAGCCAUACGGCCCCCCUUCUGGUGGCAACGGCGGACGGGGUAGCGACGUCUACAUCAUCCCAACCCCUCAUCUCACCAGCCUUUCUUCCGUAUUAACCCGUGUACGGGGCCCUCAUGGCGGCAAUGGGCAAGGCACCUGGCAAAACGGGAGAAACGGGGCUCCGGUCAUCAUCAGAGUCCCUCUGGGUACCAUCGUUCGCGAAUUGCCACGCGACGACCCUCGACGACAGCCGGACGAAUUCGAGGCGGAGGCCGCAGAGAUCCUGGCGUACCCGGAGGAGGAGCGGAAGAACCGGAUGCGCGACCGUCGGUGGGUUCAUUACCCUGCCUUCGCCGAUGACAACACGCAACGCGACGACUUCAAGCAGGCGGAGCGGGCGAUGUUCAUACAAGAGCGAGAAAAGCGGCUGGUACGGAGACUCCAGAUGAAGAAUUCAGUCUUCUUGGACUUGGACAAGCCGGAGGAGACCGCCGAAGCAGAGGACCCCAACGCGCCUCUUGGACAUCGGAGAACAGAGCCAUUGGGUCACCUCGUCGCUCGUGGGGGUGUGGGUGGGCUGGGCAACCCAGCCUUCCUCUCUCCGACGAUGCGGUCACCGAAGUGGGCAACAAGAGGUUCCCCGGGGGAACGCAUCUCCCUCGCUCUGGAGCUCAAGCUCCUUGCGGACAUCGGGUUGGUUGGGUUCCCCAACGCUGGGAAAAGCACAUUACUGCGGGCAAUCACGGGCGGACGCGCGCGGACGGAAGUUGCUGGGUACGCCUUCACCACCCUCAACCCCGUCGUGGGCAUCGUACGGGUUUUAGACGACGGGGGCUUCACGGGCGAGACGGAGGGCGCGGUCUACGACGAGACGCGCCUUGAGGAGGCCCGCGACCGGGAGCUCAUGGAGUCGGGCGCGCUGGCGGAUGCGCUCACGCGUAACCAACAGCGCGCUCUCGAUCGCGACCAAUCCCUCCAAGAUGACAUGGAGGUCUUCCGGUUCACCGUCGCGGACAACCCGGGUCUCAUCGAGGACGCAUCGGUGAACGUUGGACUAGGGCACUCGUUCCUCCGCUCCAUCGAACGCUCUCAUGCGCUGGCGUAUGUGGUCGACCUUGCCGGAGAGGCCCCGUGGGACGAGCUGCGCAUACUCCGCGAGGAGCUCGAGCGGUACAAGCCUGGGAUGAGCGCCAUGGCGCGCCUCGUCGUUGCAAACAAGGCCGACCUCCUGGGAGGAAGCGGCGCCGCGCCUGAAGACGUCGACGCAGCACGGGAGAAGCUUCGUCGUCUCCAGGCAUUCGUUGCGGAGGAGAUGCGCGUCCCGGUCAAGGACGAGACUGGAGAGGCCGUUGCAGAGCAGACGUUGGACGUCGUGCCGGUGUCGGCCAAGUUCAGUCUGAACUUGAAAAAGGUGGUGACACUCAUGCGAGCCUACGUCGAGGAGGCACGAGAGCGAGAGGCGAAGGACAAGAGCUGA
Epithele typhae is the source of this 1725-nucleotide messenger RNA. RefSeq names its product GTP-binding protein Obg/CgtA. Lineage: Eukaryota; Fungi; Basidiomycota; Agaricomycetes; Polyporales; Epitheliaceae. The record is from RefSeq and is a predicted model, not a curated record. Bases 1 to 1725 code for a protein of 574 amino acids. Gene Ontology annotation, molecular function: GTPase activity; GTP binding. Gene Ontology annotation, cellular component: mitochondrion. The transcript has 2 exons.